UCAGGACUAAGCCAAAGUCCUCCCUAACAAUUAAAUAACGUAGUUUCAUAGCCAAAUCAGUAUACUAACCGGGGUGAGCCGAUAGGUAAAGAGUCUAAAGAGGUGAGCUAUGUGCCAAGAUUCCACGCACAAAUCUGUUCAUGUUAAUUGAGCCCAGCCUAUCCACGACUUCAAGACCACACGAGCUAGCCCCGCAUAUGAAGAAAUAGGUGGAGAUCUAUUUUUCAUUAGCGUUUAUAGUAGCGAACAUGCAAAAGAGACUCAAUAAAUUUUCUAAUAACCGAAGCUUUCAUAUAUAUAUAUAUAUAUAUGGAGUGAGUCCUCCACUCCCUUUCCCACUCUGCAACACCAAGAAUAAACGGAGCUUCCUCCGACGGCCUGUAGCCAUUUUUGUUGUCUUCGUCUUCCUUUUCUCGCAAACAUUCUCUGCAAAAAGAAUUCUCCCUUCGGCAACGCCACCUUCUUAUUUCUCCGAUUCUUUCAUUUGCUUCAAUUUCACUGUUUACAUGAUUUGUUUUUGUUUCCGUUUCCGUUUUUGACUUCGAUUUUCCCCCAAAAAGUUGUGCGGAAGCCGCUACCCCAAUAGUCUCAAUUCCUUGAUGAAUCUUCCUUCUCAUUCGAACUUCAACGAUCUGAUCAAGCUUUUGAUUCCUUUUUUGGAAUUGAUGUUCCUUACUUCAUCAGAGAAUCAUUGAUUUCGCUAUAUAUAUAUAUCUAUCUAUUAGACAAGAACGGAGGUAGAAGAAGAAUCAAUCGACGCCAUGAAGAAGGUCCAUCCAGUCUCGAAUAAGCAGAAUCCAAAUGGUCGUAACUCGCUUUCUCGUGCUCAAUCAUUUCUAGGUUUAAACCCUAAGAAACUGCGGCGGUUGCCCCAUGUUUUCAGUCGGGUUUUGGAGCUUCCAUUUAGAUCUGAUGCCGAUGUUUCGAUUCUCGAAAACUCUAAUUGCUUCCGAUUCGUAGCGGAAACUAAUGGAAUUAGCGACGAAUUUAGGGCGCAUACGGUUCAAAUCCAUCCUGGCGUUAUCAAGGUUGUAGUUAGACAAAUUGGGGCUCUGGAAUCGACGUUAGAGGAACUGGAGAUCGACAUGUGGAGAUUUCGACUGCCGGAUACAACUCUGCCAGAGCUUGCAACCGCCGCGUUCGCCAACGGGAAACUCGUGGUGACGGUUCCGAAGAGGGAGGACGCCGGCGAAGGUACGGGGGGAAUAAGAAUGGGGGUUUUAAAGGUGGCCGUUUAGUGGUUGUACAGUAAACAGAAUCCCUGUGUCGCCAUUUUCCAUUUAUUGAGCAACUUAAUGAAAUCUGUGUUCACUUUUCUUCUGGGUUGA
This is a messenger RNA of Cucurbita pepo subsp. pepo (vegetable marrow), 1328 nucleotides long. RefSeq lists its product as uncharacterized. NCBI's taxonomy places the organism in Eukaryota, Viridiplantae, Streptophyta, Magnoliopsida, Cucurbitales, Cucurbitaceae. The record is from RefSeq and is a predicted model, not a curated record.